This is a messenger RNA of Archocentrus centrarchus (flier cichlid), 2440 nucleotides long. RefSeq names its product ataxin 7-like 2b (gene atxn7l2b). NCBI's taxonomy places the organism in Eukaryota, Metazoa, Chordata, Actinopteri, Cichliformes, Cichlidae. Bases 28 to 1827 code for a protein of 599 amino acids. The record is from RefSeq and is a predicted model, not a curated record. The transcript is spliced from 9 exons.
GCGAAUCGUGUACGCGCAAGAGCUGCAAUGGCCGCUUUGGAUCGGCGAAAUCCUAAUCUCGACGAUUUUGUCGGAUUAAACUGGAGCUUUUGGGCAGACAGGGUGAAUGUUUUAUCAUCUGACGCUGGGUCUAAAGUUGAAGAUGACAAUUAUGGGAUGAACUGCUCAGAGACCAUGACCCUGGGAAAAGAAGAUAUGCACAUAUAUGGCCACUGCCCAGCACAUGAUGAUUUUUAUUUGGUGGUGUGCAGCCAGUGUGGUCAGGUGGUGAAACCUCAAGCCUUUGAGAGGCACUGUGAAAGGUGGCACGGCCCUGUUAUGAAGAUGCGUGACUCGUCAUCUACUCUGGCUCCUCAGCAGCUUAUUUGUUCCAGCCUUGCUCUUUCUAAUGUUUCUUCCUGUAUGGAAAGGCAGAAGGAAGGCAGAUGCCAAAAGGGCAGCGUCUCAUCUGCAGCCUCGCCUGCCCACCAGCACAGGUCUACGAAGACCCACAAGAAGACAGUGAGUUUCUCUUGUGUGAGGUUUCCUGGGGAAGACCCUCACUUCCUGCACCACUCCUCCUCCAUGCCUUGCCUUCCUUCAUUGAACUCAGCACCCCUGCCCGUUGACAACUGUUCCUCCUCCAGUCUGUCAGAGAGACCCUCUGUUCAGAAGUUUACAGCUGGACAGUCCACUGAGUCUCAUUGUCCUCUGCGAGGAAUAAGAACCUACAGCCGGAUUAACAAAAACAUCCAAAAAAAAGAAUGUGAGCUGAAUAAACAAGUUUUGGAUCCCGAAAGGAAGAAGCUGUGCAGCAGGGAGCUAAUGUACAAUACUGAUUCAGUCAAGCAUCAGCAGGAAGUGUUGGGACAAACUAAGACCACUGAUCAGUUUUCAGUGGAGCAGAGAACCACCUCAGCCACAGAUCAAGAUACGGAGAAGCUUCAUGACAAAUCGAAACACAAAAAGAAACACGUGGAAGCUUUUGGAGAGAAAAUGAAAAAUAAAUACACCAACAACUGCCACAUUCUAAGGUCCAGGAAUCCAUCAGAAAGCUCUUCCAAGGAGGAGGGUAAUGGCACAGUGGAAGUGGAAGUACAGCUGCCGUACCCUUUCAACCAGAACCUGCCGUCAAGUGACGAUAGUGAAGAGGAUGAGCAGGAUGAAGCCACAGACCUGCCUGCUACACCCUGGCACCCUAAACCUCUCGGGCUAUGCACUUUUGGAUGUCGCACGCUGGGUUGCAGCAUCUUCACAUUCGAUCGGCGUUUGCACCACCUGCAGUUUGCACUCAGUGCCAUGUUGGAGCGCCACGUCAGCACGCACUUGUGGAAGAAAAUGCCUCAAGUAUCAUCGGGUCUCAGAUCGCACUCCCUCAGCCUUGAAUCUACCUCAGUGGUACAGUUUGAAACCAAUCCAAACUCUUACAGUGUUAAACCGCCUUAUCCUGCCAUCUCUGCAAGUGUUGGGUCUGGGCGAUUGUGUUUUCCCAGAAAGGCUCAGCUCACAGAGGUGGAACCUAUGCAACAUGCUAGUACAGCACAGAAAGCUAGCAAGAAGUUACAAAGCCGUGAGGACAAAGCCUCCAGAUACAUCAGGGAUCCCUCCUUUAAUGAGAAGGGCCAGCCUCAACAACCAGACAGUGCUACCUCCUCAAAUGGAAAGAAGCCAGGAGAGUCUACAGAGACACAAUUGUCAGAUUUGAAGAAAUGUCGCCCUUUCCCUGUACCAAAUCACCGCUCUCCCCGCAGCAGAGGGAAACUCCCAGGGGAUCAGCAGAAAGUAGUGGGCUAUGACCACAUGAGUGUUGCUCAGAAACGCAAAAGUAGCAGCGAGUUGCUGUCCUGAACCUCCUCACUUUCAAUAACCUCUAAGUAUAAAUGUUUGUCCUCCUCUUCCAGCUCCAGCGUCACGGAAGGGAGAGAAUAUCAAGGACGUGCUUAUUUGAAAUACAGUAUUGCUUUUUUCUCAUGUCAAUCCAUUCCUUAAAAAAAACAAACAAAAAAGUCAUGAAUGGACAGUGAGUCUUCUUGAUUUUAAUUUUGAAUGUGAUUUAACAACAGUAAGUGUGUUUGUAAGUGACAGUUGUUGUUUACAUCUCAGCUUUGCAGCCAAACAAGAGGCCAGUCUUAAAACGACCAACUGGAGAAGAGGUGCAGGCGACAGUUGGUACAAGCGUAGUAUGAGUGUGUGAAUGUGUCCUUUGUCUGUUUAUCUUCAGGUUUUUGUGCAAAGAUUUCAGGAACAAGUAUUUGUAUCAAUAUCUGUAUUUGUUAUUGCCGAAUUUAUAAAACUGAUUUAAGAUCGUAAACAUACCUCAGUCUGCUCAUAAUGCUGCUAAAGUUACAAAACAUUUUAUUGCAGAAUAAUUAAAAAAGUCUUGAAUCAUUCUGGUCCUCUGAUUUUCAUUAUUUCACAGUGGUUCUGUACUGGGUCAUUAAAGGCUAAUGACUAAAACUUA